AUGUCUCACCUCACCUACUACGCAUACAAAGACCACGGUGUACGACAAAAGCAUGCUUUUUGGUACAGCCAAGCUGUCCGUGUUGGCGACCGAAUCGAAUGUGCUGGCCAAGGUGGCUGGGAUCCCAACACUGGCGUAUUUGAGAAAGAGAUCAAUGCUCAGAUCGAUUUAGCAUUUGCCAAUGUCGAACGCUGCCUCAAAGAUGCUGGAGGAAAUGGAUGGUCCCAGGUUUACCGGGUGAACUCAUAUCACGUGCCCAUCAAUAACGAGGCUCUGGAGGCGAUGGUGCGCAAUUUCAAGAAGUAUAUGCCUGAUCACCAACCAAUCUGGACUUGUGUUGGCGUCACACGUCUGGGCGAAGACGAUAUGCGUGUCGAGAUUGAGGUUGUGGCCCAUGAUCCUGAAGGGGCUAAAACAGCUUAG
This is a messenger RNA of Aspergillus luchuensis, 423 nucleotides long. Its product is annotated as RidA family protein. Gene Ontology annotation, molecular function: deaminase activity. The record is from RefSeq and is a predicted model, not a curated record. The coding region runs from base 1 to 423 and encodes 140 amino acids. Lineage: Eukaryota; Fungi; Ascomycota; Eurotiomycetes; Eurotiales; Aspergillaceae. Gene Ontology annotation, cellular component: cytosol. The transcript has 2 exons.